GAGCUGGGGUCAGCUAGGUCAUUUUGGCCAACCAUCAAGACCUAGUGAAAGACAGGCUGCAAUCAUGUUUGGUGCUAAAAAGAAAUCGCUUGAAGUGGAGCGGAUGGUGAAGGCCAAUGACCGUGAAUUCAAUGAGAAGUUCCAGUACGCAGAUAAUCGUAUCCACACAUCCAAGUACAACAUCCUCACCUUCUUGCCCAUAAAUUUAUUUGAACAGUUCCAGAGAGUGGCAAAUGCCUAUUUCCUUUUCCUUCUGAUAUUGCAGCUAAUUCCAGAAAUCUCCUCUUUGACCUGGUUCACCACCAUCGUGCCUUUGAUCCUGGUUAUAACCAUGACCGCUGUCAAAGAUGCUACUGAUGACUAUUUUCGCCACAAGAGUGAUAAUCAGGUAAACAAUCGGCAGUCUGAAGUGCUCCUGGAUGGCAGACUGCAGAACGAGAGAUGGAUGAACGUCAAAGUGGGCGACAUCGUGAAGCUAGAGAGCAACCAAUUCGUUGCUGCUGACUUGCUUCUUCUAUCAAGUAGUGAGCCACAUGGUCUCUGUUACAUUGAAACAGCUGAGCUCGAUGGGGAGACUAACCUAAAAGUCCGCCAUGCCCUGUCAGUUACCUCAGAACUCGGAGCAGAUAUUAGCAGACUCGCAAGGUUUGAUGGGAUUGUUGUCUGUGAGGCGCCCAACAACAAAUUAGACAGAUUCUCGGGAGUCCUCACCUGGAAGGGGAGCAAGCAUGCGCUCACCAACCAGAAGCUCAUCCUGAGAGGCUGUGCCCUGAGGAACACCAGCUGGUGUUUUGGAAUGGUCGUUUUUGCAGGUCCUGACACUAAAUUAAUGCAGAACAGUGGUAAGACAAAGUUUAAGAGGACAAGCAUCGAUAGGCUGAUGAAUACUCUAGUAUUAUGGAUUUUUGGGUUUCUGGUAUGCUUGGGAAUUAUUCUUGCAAUAGGAAAUUCAUUCUGGGAGAAUGAAGUCGGGGGCCAAUUCAGAGCUUUCCUCUUUUGGAACGAAGGAGAGAAGAACUCCAUAUUCUCAGGAUUCUUGACUUUCUGGUCGUAUGUUAUCAUUCUUAACACAGUGGUGCCCAUUUCAUUGUACGUGAGUGUGGAAGUCAUUCGUCUGGGCCACAGUUAUUUUAUAAACUGGGAUCGGAAGAUGUAUUACUCAGGCAAAGCCACACCUGCCGAAGCUCGGACGACCACCCUUAAUGAGGAGCUGGGCCAGAUUGAAUAUGUUUUCUCUGACAAAACGGGCACCCUUACUCAAAACAUCAUGACUUUUAAAAAAUGUUCCAUUAAUGGGAAAAUCUACGGUGAAAAACACGAUGAAGUCAGCGAGAAGAAAGAAAUGGCUAAGGGAGAAAAGCCUGUGGAUUUCUCUGUCAGAUCUCAAGCAAAGAGGACAUGUCAGUUCUUUGACCACAGUCUGAUGGAGUCCAUUCAGCUGGGCGAUCCCAAAGUCCAUGAAUUCUUUAGGUUACUUGCUCUCUGCCACACAGUGAUGUCAGAGGAAACGAGUGCAGGACAGCUGAUUUACCAAGUUCAGUCACCAGAUGAAGGGGCUCUGGUGACGGCGGCUAAAAACUGUGGGUUCGUUUUUAAGUCUCGGACCCCGGAAACAAUAACAAUAGAGGAAUUAGGGACACGCGUUACAUAUCAACUGCUGGCCUUUUUGGACUUCAACAAUGUCAGGAAGAGGAUGUCGGUCAUAGUUCGAAACCCAGCAGGACAGAUAAAACUUUAUUCCAAAGGAGCAGAUACUGUCCUGUUUGAAAGACUUCAUUCUUCCAAUGAAAACCUUCCAUCUGUGACAUUCGACCACCUCAGUGAAUUUUCAGGGGAAGGCCUUCGAACCUUGGCAAUUGCAUACAGGGACCUGGACGACAAGUAUUUUAAAGAGUGGUAUAAGAUGCUCGAAGAUGCAAACACUGCCGCAGAGGAGAGGGAAGAACGGAUAUGUAAGCUGUAUGAAGAAAUUGAAAGAGAUCUGAUGCUACUAGGUGCCACUGCUGUAGAAGAUAAGUUACAAGAGGGAGUCAUUGAAACCGUUACAAAUUUGUCACUAGCCAAUAUUAAGGUCUGGAUUCUCACGGGAGACAAACAAGAAACUGCCAUCAACAUCGGCUAUGCCUGCAACCUGCUGACUGAUGACAUGAACGAUGUGCUGGUGAUUGCGGGUAACACUGCAGCAGAAGUCAGAGAAGAACUCAGGACAGCGAAGGAACUUUUGUUUGGACGCAGCCAGCACAUUUUGGAUAGCCAGGGACUCUGUGAAAAGCAGCAGCCACUAGAACUGAAAUCUGUCGCAGCAGAAGACAGUGUAACGGGAGAUUAUGCCUUAGUCAUAAAUGGCCACAGUUUGGCCUAUGCACUAGAAAGCGACAUGAAGAAUGGUCUCUUGGAGCUUGCCUGCAUGUGUAGGGCUGUGGUUUGCUGCAGAGUUACACCACUCCAGAAAGCCCAAGUAGUAGAGCUGGUAAAGAAGUACAGAAAUGCCGUGACCUUGGCCAUCGGCGAUGGAGCCAAUGAUGUCAGCAUGAUUAAAAGUGCUCAUAUUGGCGUUGGCAUCAGCGGCCAGGAAGGACUGCAAGCUGUCUUAGCCAGUGACUAUUCAUUUGCACAGUUCCGGUAUCUCCAAAGGCUCCUGUUCGUUCAUGGAAGGUGGUCCUACUUCCGGAUGUGCAAGUUCCUAUGCUAUUUCUUCUACAAGAACUUUGCGUUCACACUUGUGCAUUUCUGGUUCGGUUUCUUCUGUGGAUUCUCAGCGCAGACUGUUUAUGACCAGUGGUUUAUCACCCUUUUUAACAUUGUCUACACAUCGUUACCGGUGCUCGCCAUGGGGAUUUUUGACCAGGACGUGAAUGACCAGAACAGCAUGGACUGUCCCCAGCUCUAUGAACCUGGCCAGCUGCACCUCCUUUUUAACAAGCGUAAAUUUUUCAUCUGUGUGGCCCAUGGAAUCUACACCUCGCUAGUUCUUUUCUUCAUCCCCUAUGGGGCCUUGUACAACAUGGCUGCGGAAGACGGGCAACAUAUGGCCGACUACCAGUCCUUUGCUGUGACCAUGGCCACUUCCUUGGUCGUCGUGGUCAGCGUGCAGAUAGCCUUGGAUACCAGUUACUGGACUGUCAUUAAUCACGUCUUCAUCUGGGGCAGUGUUGCUACUUAUUUCUCCAUUUUAUUUACAAUGCACAGUAACGGCAUCUUUGGAAUCUUCCCGAACCACUUUCCGUUUGUCGGAAACGCACGGCAGUGUCUGAGCCAGAAGUACAUUUGGCUGGUGAUCCUCUUGGCCACAGUGGUCUCGGUCAUGCCAGUGGUGGCAUUCAGGUUUCUCAAGAUGGAGUUAUACCCCACGCUGAGCGACCAGAUCCGCCAUUGGCAGAAGGCACAAAGGAAGACCAGGCCUCCAAGGAGCCGAAGACCUCAGACCCGCAGGUUGAGCUCAAGAAGAUCUGGCUACGCCUUCGCUCACCAAGAAGGCUACGGAGAGCUGAUCACAUCUGGAAAAAAUAUGCGUGCUAAAGCCCCACCCCCAACAUCAGGGCUGGAAAACAUGCCUGAUAGUAGCCCGAGCCGGAUGGAAAAUGUAUGGAAGAAAACCACAGACGCAGCGAGCGGCUUUGGUCAGGAUAUACCAGUGAAACUGUGAAUCCAGAUGAACUGGGAACCACACAGUUGUCCUUUCCCUUCACCUGGAGCUCAGCUUCAGCGGCUGGAGGACCAGGUGCCGAUAUCUGUCAGGUGGAGCUGGGCUCCACAGGCAGCCAGGACAGGUGGCCGCUCUCCAAUUUGUGAUUUGGUGGAACAAAGCCUCCCAGUACAAGUGUGGACUUUUACCAACCUAGAUACAAAGUGAUGCAAACCACCACCUGUGUCCAUCUGCUUAGACACUGUGGCACCUCAGGUGGAUAAAAGGAUGUGUAGCUGAACCUCCCAAAAAGCAACACUCAUUGAUAAAGACACUGUGUGUGUAGAGUAGCCUGCCCCCAGAUGCUCGGGAUAAGCGCAUGUGAUGGUAGGUGUGUGCUACGGUGCUAUCAAGAGACUUCACAGCCACAUGCCAUUCUAGCUUGAAACCUGUCUGUAAAGCCAGGGACAAACUGCUUGCCUACUUGAAGAACAAAAAGACCUAUUGGUCUUCUUUUUCUGUCAGUCUAGGGAUACAACGGACUGAGUAUUUAUACAGAAGUAUAGGCUGCUAAUUUGGUUAUUCAAUUAGCUGUCAGACUCUGUCACAGAGGUUCUCUAGAAAAUAAUCUAAAAUGUUUCAACUGUCCUUUAUACCAUCUCAGGAGUAAUUUGUCCAGGACUGUUCCAUUCAGGCCACAUGGAAUCAGCCGAGCAUUAGAGUUUAACAUGCAAAAACUUCUAAGAUACUCUGUCUCCAAAAUAACCAGCAAGAAACUGGGCUGGAGGUGUGGCUCAGUGGUAGAGCAUUAGGCUC
This is a messenger RNA of Dipodomys spectabilis (banner-tailed kangaroo rat), 4441 nucleotides long. RefSeq names its product ATPase phospholipid transporting 8B4 (putative) (gene Atp8b4). Lineage: Eukaryota; Metazoa; Chordata; Mammalia; Rodentia; Heteromyidae. Gene Ontology annotation, biological process: phospholipid translocation; Golgi organization. The coding region runs from base 65 to 3646 and encodes 1193 amino acids. The transcript is spliced from 28 exons. Gene Ontology annotation, cellular component: plasma membrane. Gene Ontology annotation, molecular function: magnesium ion binding; ATP hydrolysis activity; ATP binding. The record is from RefSeq and is a predicted model, not a curated record.